ACAAAAAAAUGGCGGCUCGUCGUCUGCUUCGUGGGACUCUCUGCUGUCUUGAGAAAUCAGUUUCACAGCUUCUAACAAAAGACAGUCAUUCAUAUUCUGCUUUCCGAUAUGUACACAGAACACCUCAAGACGAUGUUGAUCAUUUGACCGCAAAUGCUUCGUCACAGAGUUCCCUGUUUGAGAGAUACCUCAAUGCUAAGCAGGCAUGUGAAGUAUUACCCACACCGGAGGUCAAUCCCUUCGGAGUGUUUGCGAACAAUGAACUGGACAUGUCACAAAUCAAGGUCUACGGGUUCGACUACGACUACACCCUUGCUGUGUACACAGAGGAGCUCCAUUACCUGAUAUACGACCUUGGUCGUGAUUGGUUGAUCAAUAAAUUUAAGUACCCCAAGGACAUAGCUCAACUGGAGUACAGACCAGGAUUUGCAAUCCGUGGCCUGCAGUAUGACAUCAAGAAGGGUGUUCUUAUGAAGAUGGACUUGUUCCAUCAGAUUCAGUUCUGCAGCGUUUACAGAGGAUUGACCCCGCUUACAAAAGAGGAAACAACUAGAACUUACGGAGGUGCAUACAUCCCUCAGUACAUGAUCAGGGGAAGUGCAGAGCAGGGAGCCAACAUGAAACAGCUGAAUGAUCUCUUCUCGGUCCCAGAGAUAUGUCUCCUGUCCAACGUUACCGAGUACUUUGAAAAGCAUAACAUUGCCUACAAUCCAGAAAUUUUGUUCUUCGAUAUUCAGAAUGCUAUCUCAAGUAUUCACCCGGUCAUCCACAGCACAUUGAACGAAAACAAUAUCAGUCAGUACCUCGAAAAGCAUGCAGACCUGAUGACUUUCUUGGAACGACUUAGGAAUGCUGACAAAGAGAUGUUCCUGGUGACAAACAGUCCAUUUAAAUUUGUAGACGUAGGUAUGAGGUACAUGAUAGGAGAGAACUGGCAAGACCUCUUUGACGUGGUCAUUGUCCAAGCAAGGAAACCAAAGUUCUUCACUGACCAACAUAGGCCCUUCCGUAUUUACGAUCCAGCUACAAAGAGCCAGCUCUGGGAGAAGGUGACAAAGCUGGAGAAAAACAAGGUAUACAUUGAGGGUACUGUUACUCAGCUGCAACAGAUGACUGGCUGGAGUGGCAAUACUGUGCUGUACUUUGGUGACCAAAUCUACAGUGAUUUAGCUGAUUUGACACUUAACUAUGGAUGGAGGACCGGGGCCAUCAUCUGGGAGCUAGCGAAUGAGAUUAAGACACUCAACUCUGAGGAAUUUAGACACACUGUGAGCUGGCUUCAAUCUCUGCAACAUCUUAUUGAAGAAAUGCAGGAUCAUGAGGACAUUUCAGACUUCAUAGAGCAGCUCCUUCAGGAACGUGACCAAUUGAGGAAGACGACCAAGUCCUUGUUCAACCCGCAGUUUGGCAGCAUCUUCCGUACCCACCACAACCCCACCUACUUCUCUCGACGUCUCUUCCGCUAUUCGGACAUCUACAUGUCCCACGUCACCAACCUGCUCAACUAUUCCCUCAGGCACAUCUUCUACCCACGCAGAGGAGCUCUCCCUCACGAGUGUCACACGCCUCACAGUUAAAAAGUAGGGAGGGAUCGAUGCAAGGUCAGUGGCCAUACCACUGAGGCAGUUGGUUGUAUCAUAGGACAAAGGCAAUAAUUUUUUUAGAAGACGCAGGAAAUAGCACUUUUUUUUUUCUCUUUCUUGAGAAGGCAGCAAGCUGUCUUUAUUCUUUGGCUGCCUGAUGAUGCAUUGCAUUGGGAAAGUACAGCUAUUUUUAUGCAAUUUUAAAAAGUUAUUGGUAUAAGGCAUUGAAAGAGUGAGAGAUUAGUAGUGUUCUAUAAAUGGACUAUCAGUUACAUGCUGCAAUGCAAUGUGUUACUCAGAAAGGUACGUACAGUUAUAGAAGUGUAAAAGGAAAAUAACAGACGUGUUCGGCAUAUUGUUCAAGUUCAAGAUUCUAAUUUACAGUUAGCUGUAGCAUGCAACAAAUAUAAUAACAGGCGGUACCAUUUAAAUGAAAUUAACUAUAAAUUCUUGCAGAAGUGUCACGGUACAUAGCGGUAACAGAGGGUCUGGAAAGUAUUCCUGCGCGCUGUAGGGUUUUACACAGCGUUGCACAUGAAAGUACUACAGCAUAAGGAAGCACAUAGUUGCUAUAGAUACUACACUAAGCAGUGACGUUAGACGAAUAGACUUCGGUUGCAAAUAAUAUGCUAGUGGAGUGGAGAAACGGUAGGGGAGUGGUCAUGAUAGCCUCGUUAUACGGGAAUGCAACGAUCAUGAUUGUCACAUUAUACGGGAAUGCAGUGGUCAUGAUAGUCUCGUUAUAUGGGAAUGCAAUGAUCAUGAUUGUCACAUUAUACGGGAAUGCAAUGGUCAUGAUAGUCUCGUUAUACGGGAAUGCAAUGAUCAUGAUUGUCACAUUAUACGGGAAUGCAAUGGUCAUGAUAGUCUCGUUAUACGGGAAUGCAAUGAUCAUGAUUGUCACAUUAUACGGGAAUGCAAUGGUCAUGAUUGUCACGCUAUACGGGAAUGCAGUUUGGAACGUCGAGAUUAUUUUUCACAUUCUACGAGGUGCCAUACGUAAUCCUUUAUUGUUAGUAGUAACUGUAUUUAUACUCUGCAAAAUGUUGCUAGUUUUUCAUUCGUGAAUUUGGAAGUGAUUAUGCAAGAACAGCAGACAAACACAAGACUGUCUUUUAACCCUGCACCUUGUGUACCUAACUUCAUUCGAUGCUUUUUCGAUACUGGUGCCAACAUGCUUAGCUGUCUUUGAAACGUGCUUCGUCGUAGUGCAACGUCAAGUUGUAUUUAUUGCUCAAGUGCACUACUAGAUCGCAACAUUCUUGUGGUGGCAUUAAAUUCAUUUUUUGACCACUG
Molecule: messenger RNA, 2879 nt
Organism: Ornithodoros turicata
Lineage: Eukaryota; Metazoa; Arthropoda; Arachnida; Ixodida; Argasidae
Gene: Nt5c
Product: 5'-nucleotidase domain-containing protein 3-like
Exons: 14
Coding region: 9-1577 (522 amino acids)
Molecular function (GO): 5'-nucleotidase activity
Source: RefSeq, a predicted model, not a curated record